CCUCCCUCCCCGGUGCUUCCAUAUCCACCAUGACUGUCGUCGUCUCCGCCAAUUGAGUCACCAUGGCCACCGUCAACCGAUUUCUCAGAGUUGUUAGCAUUUACGUUAGAAGCCGGCGAUGGGGACUCGAGAGGUGUACGAACAGAAGCUGAGGAGUGGGAAUCUGCACCACGAUCCCACCAUGAAUCCCGGCCUCGGAACUCCUCGCUGCCCUCGCUGCCUCUCUCUCCUCGCCCACGAUUCAGACAAAGGUGAAUGUACCAUCACUCCUGUUCUUCACGACGCCACUGCUGUCGCUGGCUCAGGUAUUGGAGGAAUGCUUAGUGCAAUUCAUAGCUUCAAUACAGGGAUUCCAUACCUUCAGAAUCAGUUGAAGGGACCAAAGUGGUUGCCUUUCUUAAUUGGGCUUCCUCCACUGCUACUGUUUUCGGGUGCCAGUGCUGCAUUUGGAGGUUAUGCACUUCCCAAGUUUGCUCAACUCACCGUGACAUCCUAUUAUGCUACCUCAAGUGCCUCACAUUACGGGAUUUCACUUCUUACUCGAUAUAUCGAAGAGGCUCACACCUACCGAUCUCGGAAAGAAGGGGUCCGAUGAUUUCUUGCAGGUGCACAUGUCAAAGAAUCUGCUACAAUUUUGUAAUUGAUGUUAUAUACAUGUACCUGUAGAUGCAUGAACCUGUAUAUGGUUAAGACGUUUUAUAUCAUUGAUCACAAUUUUGGUAAUUUUGUUUUAGUAAUGUGAAAAAUGAUUGGAGAAAUUGUCAACA
This is a messenger RNA of Pyrus x bretschneideri (Chinese white pear), 767 nucleotides long. RefSeq lists its product as uncharacterized. The transcript has 6 exons. Lineage: Eukaryota; Viridiplantae; Streptophyta; Magnoliopsida; Rosales; Rosaceae. The coding region runs from base 119 to 595 and encodes 158 amino acids. The record is from RefSeq and is a predicted model, not a curated record.